UAAGUUGUUGUUGUUUUGUAUAGCAACUUUCUGUCAGGUUUGUGUAAUAUUCGUGCACUCUUAUGGUUGUUUUUCAGCUUGCCAUGAAACGCAAAAUUUAUUUCAUACAGACUCUGGCUCUGUAUGUUAUAUCAUUUGGUCUUUUCGACAAGGAACAUAGCUUGCGUGGUGCUACCUACUGGCAUCUACGUGAACAGAAUGGAGUGAUGCAAGUUGUCCCCGGAGAAGCGAAGAGGGAGCUUUUCGAAUCUGAUCCAUUUUUUAGCCUGCUCAUAAAAGCAAAUCCUCCUAAAAUCCAGUACAGUUUGUUGAAUCAGUCUAAGAAUUAUCAUGUUGCAGUGGCUGGCGUUCGAAUAAACUCAUCUGAUCAAGAUGCAACAGCUGUUGGCUCAUACAAUCCUGGUGUUCAUUGCGGCCCUCCAGUCUAUGAAACACCAUUUGAUUAUCUCCCUGGAAUUUCAAAGAGGAAGCAGCAUCCACUUUAUCCUGAACCUGAGGUUGCACUAAUUUUCAAGCAAAAUGAAUUUGAUGAGCCUAAUUUAGUUGAUAUUGAAUCAGGAUUGAAGGAAGCUAUGAUACAGGGUGAAAACAAAGUUGUGUUGUUUAACCAAGUUGGCAAUUUUUUGCGAAUCAAAGGUGAUACAUACCACUCCAUUGAAUGCUUUAGAAGUGCCUUGGCCAUAGCACCAAACAAUGCUGAUGUUUUGCUUAAUCUUGCUCGUGUUUUGCACAACCUUAAAUAUCUAGAUGAUGCAAUUACACUGACUCAGAGGUCUUUGGACUUACAACCAGCUGAUCACAAUUCGUGGCUGCAACAUUUCACAAUGGGUGAAAUCUUGAAAAGCCGUGGUGAUAUUGAAGAAGCAAAGGUGCAUUUUCGUAAUGCGCUAGAUUUAAAUCCAUCCUUCAUACCAGCAGAACUCCACCUUCGUGAUCUUGGCUAUGUUCAUGGAACACUUAAUACAAACAUGUACUCUUUGCUUUUAAUUUUUCUACUUCUAUCAUCAAUUUUCCCGUUUGUUUAUUUCACAGUAGUUGGUGAUGAUGAUUCUUCGAAGCCUAAAAGGCGAAUCAAAUCCUGACUGCAUGUUUAGCUGCACUUAAGUUAUUAUGUAGUGCUUGUAUAUCUCCAUUUUUAUCACUUGUAUUUUUGCAUUAAGCCAGUCAUUUAUUUACAAACUGAAACUGGACAGUACAGACACUGUAAAAUAAUGAGAACAUUCAUUCUGCCAUUCUUCAGUUAACAGAAUUAGUCCCAGCUGAUUUCUUCUGAUUUUAUAUAUGCAAGAUCUCUAUUGAGCUUGUCAAUAUUGAUAAUACUGGCAAACUUCUUUAAAAAUAUUUGAGAUUAUUCAAAGUAAUGCAAAUCACAAAUAUCUCUCAUAUGGAAACACAAAGUUCCCUGUUCAAAUAUUUGCAACAAUCCUUUAAGAUUCCUGUUUUAACUGAUAACGUUAAUUUAGCACAUUGUUUGUCUGUGUUUCCAAGAUUUUAAUUACUAUUGCUGUUGAUAUAUUGCAAGUUUUUUAGCUAUUUAUGUCUAUUUGGCUUUUUUCAACACUUUUUAUGUGGUGACAUGUGCUGGUGCCCAUGCCCUUUGCUUUGCUUGUUGGCUUUUUAGCUAUCAAAUCCAUGUCAAGCUUUAUUUCAUCGUAAAUAAGAAAGCUUUGUUCAACAGUGUUAAAACUACCUUUCUCCUUGUUAUGACUUGGUUUUAAGCCUUUGUCACAGUAAAAAUAGUAUUGCAUUUUAAAGCAUUGUUGAUGGAUUUUAUGGAAAA
This is a messenger RNA of Rhopilema esculentum, 1780 nucleotides long. RefSeq lists its product as uncharacterized. Gene Ontology annotation, cellular component: cytoplasm; actin cytoskeleton. The record is from RefSeq and is a predicted model, not a curated record. Gene Ontology annotation, biological process: actin filament polymerization. Lineage: Eukaryota; Metazoa; Cnidaria; Scyphozoa; Rhizostomeae; Rhizostomatidae. Gene Ontology annotation, molecular function: protein binding.